Messenger RNA from Rhagoletis pomonella (apple maggot), 1283 nucleotides. RefSeq lists its product as uncharacterized. The coding region runs from base 12 to 386 and encodes 124 amino acids. Lineage: Eukaryota; Metazoa; Arthropoda; Insecta; Diptera; Tephritidae. The transcript is spliced from 2 exons. The record is from RefSeq and is a predicted model, not a curated record.
AAGCCUGUCAAAUGGCCAAGGCUGGAGUGAUUAACAGCAACCUGCUAAACAAAGAGGAAAUCAACGAAUUGAUCAGCGAAAUCGAAGUCCUUCCAUACGCUAACGUCAUCGAAGCCGUCGAAUACGGCGAACCAUCAAUCUACACGAAUGGUACCUUGCUACUUUACGUUUUGUCCAUGCCAAAAGUGGAUCAAACGAGAUUCAACAAUCUUAUCACUCGAGCUAUUACAAAAAAUGGUCAUCGGCUGGAUUUAAGGUACAGCCAAGUUCUAAUCAACAAGAAGCAAACAUAUGGCGUCAAGGAUAAGAUGCAUUGGACCUACUACGCGAAGAAGAUUGCCUGCCGCGACUGCUCAAAGGUGGCGAGACCAGUUGCCGCUACGUAAGCUGCAACGACUCAACGAUUGAGGUCAUCAAAGAGGACACGAUCUUAUUGGACAACGUCAAUGACACAGUAUGGUCAGGUGAAACCCCCAACUAUUUGAACGGCUCCUACAUUCUUCAACUGGAAAACGAAACUAUUCGAAUUGAUGAUAAAACUUACUGGAGCAUGAGCAGCUCAGGCGUUCAAAUACUCCCACCUGUGCUAUCUACUAUAAAGAAUAAAAGCCUCGCCGUCAAUCUGAAUCUUGUCCACGAGAUGACUAUUGGAAAUGUUAAACUUCUGAGAUACCUAAAGGACAGGACCAAUUGGUUUACAGCUUCGGAAACUCUGGGCUUGUUUUUGCUAUUAAUUCUCAUUUGGAUAGUUUGGAGGAAGCUAACAAAAGGGACAGCACUUCCUGAAGUAAGAUUGUCCAUACUACAGACGGAUCCUCAGGCACGAAGAAAGGAAGACACCUGUCCACGCUCGGAUCUGCGGGACGCAGAUCUUUAGAGGGGGAAGAGUUAACACUCCCCAGAGUUAACUCGCUGCGGCGCUCCCACUGUUGCCCACUACACGUGCCGCUAAGUCAGCACAAUUACAUUCUCACGGCGCACGGCAACCUAACACCCAAAGUCAAGGCCAUGACUAGUACCAGCGAUUAAUACGUAUGCUACUGCAUUACUCCAGACGCAUCGUCAGCAUAAUACUAUUUCGCAUACUUGUGAAAUAGCAUCAACCCAUAAUGCAAGUGUGGGAACUAACGGACGAACUUAUUCACAGACAACAAUUAUGCAACAGGUACGCUGCUGCUGGACAUUGGCUAUAAAGGGAAGCAGCGGACACAAAGCGGGCAGUCGAGUUCGGGACGGUAACGCUACGGUUUAGAUUAAGAAUUCUAAUUGUAAUUGUGUAAAUA